Molecule: messenger RNA, 1092 nt
Organism: Dentiscutata erythropus
Lineage: Eukaryota; Fungi; Glomeromycota; Glomeromycetes; Diversisporales; Gigasporaceae
Source: the annotation of a GenBank genome assembly
AUGAGUUCGCCCGAACGCGCUCUUAAAGCUGGUAUAUUGGGGGCAACAGGCACAGUAGGACAACGUUUUAUCCUUCUACUUUCAGCUCAUCCUCAUUUCACCAUUCAUAGUCUUGGAGCUUCUUCGCGUUCAGCCGGUAAAAGCUACUGUCAAGCUACAAAAUGGAGAAUGUCCAGUCCAAUAGCUGCUAACGUUAAAGAUAUGGUUAUUAAAGAAUGUAAGCCGGAAUUAUUUAAGGACUGCGACGUGAUAUUUUCAGGGUUGGACUCUGAUGUCGCUGGUGAUAUUGAAAUGUCAUUCUUAAAGUCUGAUCUGGUGGUUUUUUCAAAUGCAAAAAACUAUCGUCGCGAUUCGGUAGUCCCUCUAAUAGUUCCGACCGUAAACCCAUCACAUUUUAAUAUAAUCCCUCAUCAACGUUCAUUCCACUCCCUUAACAAGGGUUUCCUCGUUACAAAUGCAAAUUGUUCAACAACUGGUCUUGUAGUUGCUUUAAAACCUUUACAAGAUUCAUUUGGUCCUAUAGAAUCUGUAAUCGUUCACACAAUGCAAGCUAUUUCGGGAGCUGGAUAUCCUGGUAUCGCAUCACUUGACAUUUUCGAUAAUGUAAUUCCCUACAUUUCAGGUGAAGAAGAAAAGAUGGAAUAUGAAACUCUUAAAAUUUUAGGUGAUCUAAAUCAAGAAGCUACAGAAUUUCAAUUAUUAUCUUCAACAUCUGUAUCUGCUUCUUGUAAUCGAGUACCUGUAAUUGAUGGUCAUUUAGAAUGUGUUUCUAUUAAAUUUAAAAAUCGUCCUCCACCUUCACCUGAACAAAUAAUACAAGCAUUUGAUUCUUAUAUAUCUGAGGCACGAAAAAUGGGGUGUUAUUCUGCACCUGAAAAAGCUAUUAUAGUACAAAGUGAACAAGAUAGGCCACAACCAAGAUUUGAUAGAGAUAAUGGUAAUGGGUAUAGUGUUACCGUUGGUAGAGUUAGAAAAUGUAAUAUACUUGAUAUUAAAUUUAUUUUAUUGGUGCAUAAUACCGUAUUGGGUGCGGCCGGAAGUGGAAUUUUGAAUGCUGAAAUUGCUGUUGCAAAAGGAUUGAUAAAAGUUUAA